Messenger RNA from Liolophura sinensis, 2599 nucleotides. Its product is annotated as LIM/homeobox protein Lhx3-like. Gene Ontology annotation, biological process: regulation of transcription by RNA polymerase II; neuron differentiation. The record is from RefSeq and is a predicted model, not a curated record. The transcript is spliced from 3 exons. Gene Ontology annotation, cellular component: nucleus. Gene Ontology annotation, molecular function: DNA-binding transcription factor activity, RNA polymerase II-specific; RNA polymerase II transcription regulatory region sequence-specific DNA binding. The coding region runs from base 114 to 842 and encodes 242 amino acids. Lineage: Eukaryota; Metazoa; Mollusca; Polyplacophora; Chitonida; Chitonidae.
GGAUUCCGCCGACGGAAGUAGUUCGGCGCGCACAGGAAAAUGUUUACCACUUGGAAUGCUUCACGUGCAUUGUCUGUAACAGGCGGCUAAAUACAGGGGACGAGUUCUACUUGAUGGAAGACAGGAAGUUGAUGUGCAAGACGGAUUACGAGGCGGCAAAAGCGCGAGAAUACGAAAUGGACAACGGCAAUAAACGUCCAAGAACUACGAUUACGGCGAAGCAGUUAGAAGCUUUAAAAAGAGCGUAUAAUGAAAGUCCCAAACCAGCUCGUCACGUCAGAGAGCAACUGAGCGCGGAGACCGGGCUGGACAUGCGGGUUGUGCAAGUGUGGUUCCAAAACCGGCGGGCCAAGGAGAAACGAUUGAAAAAGGAUGCCGGAAGACAGAGGUGGAGCCCUUACUUCCGCCAUUCCUCCAUGGGCAAGAGGCACCCGGACACGGAUGGCUCUCUUAGCCCGGAUGAUAGGUCUGACGAUGGCCUCGGAGACACUUAUCACACUGACCUAGAUGAUCUCGACCAAGCCUCCAGUGAUAUGUACACGCCUGGUCAACCAUUAGAUCACGAGCCUGGGCUAGGGCAGGUACCUAUCGUACCCCCGGGGACGCCACCUAUGGACACCUGGGCUUCAUACACAGGGAUACCCAACAGUCAUUUUAUGGGUAGACAUUCGCCCAACCUCGGAAUGUCUCACCCUCCUCCCAUGAUGCCUUUGGACGCCAACCUUCCGGUGUCCAACGCUCACGGAGUGCCCCGGAUGUUAGUGCCGGAUGUGAAUGACAGUAGCCAUGGUUACUCGGAUUACCCUCCUGUUUCAAGUCACAACCACGUGGAGGUUUACUGAUGACGUAGUCGUGAUGACGUAUUGACAUAAACAAUUCAGGGAAGCUGGUCAACAAAGGACAAAAUGUGUGUUUUCGUCUCGUUGUGACGACAUAAAGUUCUGUGGUCUGCAAAUCAACUAACUGACUGCAGUGUACGCAUGAAUUGGGGGGCAAUGUGCCUGUUAUUAUCUACAAGGUAAAGGGAAAUUGAAAAACCUUUGAGCGUCAUUUUGUCGAUUGGUUUCGUAAAUGACUUUGUCAUGUGACGUUUGCGGAUUGUCCACACUGAAGAAAAAAAAAGUUUCGUCCAUUGUAAAAACAAAAUGUCGGGUUCAACACACCGACUUCGCCUGGGCUGGUAAACAUUAUACACCUUCGGUUAUUGUCGUUGACGUUCGGUGGAUCCCGGCAACGUUCGGUUAUCCCCGGGACUUGUUGUUCUGUUAGUUUACCUCAUUGAGCGUGUUGACUAAGAUAAACUCAGAUACGUUCGUAAAAGUGUGGGUGGAUAACCAUACACAAGGGAUCGACUUGAGCAGAAAAAGUAGAAUAAAAAACAACACAGAUUUUCACAUAUGCUGCAAAAUAUGUGAUCCUUGAGAAAACAAUAUUGAUGUUAGUUGUUUCGUCUCCCAGAGCAUCCUACGGUUUUCAUGUCGUCGUGCAUGGAGAAUACUGCACAUAGUAUAUUUAUCGAAACAGCCACCCGUUCUUGACCUACAUGUAGUUUAUGCUGAAAGUGCUUUGGUAUCAAGAGAUCUCUAACAUUACAUGGAGCCAUCCUUACGUUUAACCUUUUAAAGCGAAUAUUGGACGACAUAUGCGGUGUAAACGUCCAACGUUUCAAGAGACAUACCAAUUAACAAUUAUAUCACCGCUGUAGAACAGCUUUGCCUGUCUCAUUACUGUGUAUAUUUAAAGAAACUUGUACGAACGUGCAUGCCUGUCUAUUCAUACAUCAUAUAUACUAGCUAUCGCAUGGUUUACGGCAAAGGUUAAAACAUAGCGAUAUCUUGCAUGUAUAUUAUUCGGUUAAAAGGAACUAUAAAAUUUCUUAUUUUUUAUCAGAGUUUAUUUAUGAUGGGUAAUAUUCGGCAGAAAUGUACAUUGCAGAUAAUAUUAUGAUAAUUUCGGAGAGUACGCAUAAUUUCGUUUAAUUUAUUCAAUUUUCAGUUUAAUAUUUCUUUUAGGAAAUGAUCUCUUUAGUACAAGUUUUCGUUCAUUAUACGACAGUGUAUAUAAAAGACAAGGCAAUUAUACGUGGAAUUAAUUUUUGUAUCAGCUGUAUUUUUUUUUGUAUUUUUUUGUUUGCUAUCCAAAAUGCAACCUUCACCUUUAGAUUAUAAGGGUAAACAAUAGGACGUUGUCGCUGCAAUCUUGGUCUUCAUCUUAUAUGGAAAAUCAUUGGUUAACAGACACUGUCAAAAUGUCUUUGAGAGCAAUGAUUAGUUACUUUAUUUUCACGUAUCGUUGUAAAUGUUAUGAAUAUUUUUGAAAUGGAGGCUUUAUUUAUUCUCACUGAUAUGUAUAUGACGGCUUAUUUCUUACGACACAUGUCAAAAAAUGAAAAUGCAGUUUACGGUUUUUGAUCUCGCAUCGAUGUGGAUACAAUUUAUUUAUUUAUUUAUUUGAUCGUUUAAAUUAAUUUAUUCAUGUAUUUAUUAUAUUGGUUCUUAUCAUUGGUAAGAACACGCGUAAUUUAAAUCUAUUUUCAAUUCUAGUCACAUGUGUGUAUGUCACGUGACUUUUUUCGAGUCCGUGUGAAGAAAGUGGGAAA